AUGCGAUACCUCCCGAUGGUACCUUGGGCCGAAAACCGUGAAACUCUUUGCAGUGGUGGAGUUGGAGAUCCAAUGAAAGGAGAUUCCGCGUCUCAACAGGUUCCGAAGACACGUCAAGAGCACCAAUUGCUUAUUAAUGAUUUGAAGACUGCAUUAGUUGAGAACACAAAUGAUGAUGAAAUCAACGUUAAACGAGGUCUUCUCAAAGAAUAUAAAUCGCAAUUGGAAAUAUUCAAUUCAGAAAUUGAUUCUCUUAAAAAUGCUCCACCGCCUACCACUGAUAAUGCAGCUAAACGUCGGCUAGGUGCAAUCAAACGUGAAAUUAAACGACUACAAUCCCAUUUGCCGAUAUAUGCACGCCGAAAGGAUUUGAUCGAAACCAUCCGCUCGAGUCGCGUACUCAUUUUGAAGGCAGACACUGGUUCCGGCAAGAGUACUCAACUAGUCCAAUACCUCUUAGAUGCUGGACUUGCCGAUCAGCAUGAAGCUCAUGAGCGACGUAUCGAUACUGAUCUACUUUUUGGUAUUAUGAAAUUAUGUUUACGUGAUCGAUUCGACAUUAAGCUGAUCAUCAUGUCGGCCACAUUAAAUACGGAUUUAUUUCGUCAAUACUACCAAGACUCAUGUUUACUUGAAGUAGCUGGACGAACGUAUCCGAUUGAAGAUGAAUAUGCUAGUGACGAUGUCGAUCAAUACGUGGAUGCGGCAAUAGCGAAAGUAUGCGAAAUUCAUAAUAGUCAAAGUUCGGGUGAUAUUCUCGUCUUUCUGACUGGGCCAGAUGAAAUAGAUCGAUCAGUAGAUGAAGUAGAAUCUCUUCUGAAGGAUACCGCAUUAGUAUUGCCUUUGCAUGGUAAAUUAAAUGAAGACGACACAAAACGUAUUUUUGAACCAACUCCUGUUAAUAAACGUAAGAUUAUAUUUUCCACAAAUGUGGCCGAGACCUCGAUAACUAUCGAUGGUAUUCGACAUGUAGUCGAAUCGGGUAUGGUCAAAGAAUCCAUGUGGGAUGAGAAAAGAAAUAUGCAAGUUUUAAAAAUUGGAAAUAUUACUCAGAGUUCUGUCAAACAACGACGAGGUCGAGCAGGUCGAACGUCCUCCGGAAAGUGCUAUCAUUUGUAUACAAAAGAGACGUAUGAAUCGUUCGAUAUAUGUCCUCGUGCAGAAAUUCUAUGCAUUCAACCGAGCAUUGCUGUUCUCAAACUGAAAUAUCUUGGUGUAGCAGAUGACAUCGAAAAGUUCGAAUGGCUUGAGGCACCAUCAGCAGCAAGUAUGCGUGAUGCUGUGACGAGUCUUACUUGGCUCAAUGCAAUCGAUAGUAACACUGGUCAAUUAACAGAAAUUGGACAGCGUAUGGCCGAGCUGGGUCUGUCGCCCAUGCUAUCAGCAAUGAUUCUACAUGGUAAAGAAAAAUCAUGUGUAAGUCAUGUGCUUGCUCUUGCAGGAAUGCUAAGUGUAGCGCAAAGUGUCUGGUGGCGCGGCAAGAAUACAGAAAAGAGACGAAAUCGUAGUGAAUGGUGCCGAAACAAUAUGGUAAAUGGCAAAGCAAUGAAUAUGGCGCUCGAAUUCGCUAACGAAACGGCACGACAAUUAAAAAUCUUCAAACUCGAUUUUACAGAGCCACCGUUCGAUCGAAUCUUGAUAGAUAAUGUUUUGAAUUCAGUUAGCGCUGGUUAUUUUCAACAUUUGGCAAUAUCUAAUGGGCCUCUUCGAUCUGGAUAUCAACUUGCAGCAUCCAACAAGAUCAAUGCCCAAGUCUAUCGUACAUCAAGUUUGACGAUUGCCACACAACCACCGAAAUAUGCAUUAUACCACGAGCUUGUUAACCUCAAUGGCAUCAAUUACAUGACCACUAUGUGUCCCGUUGAACUUCAAGCAUUACCUCCAGGGUGGCUCGCUUCCUUACCCCAACAACCUGCUGAUCGCAUUUUUGGCAGCCAUACUUUUUCAAAUUUAGGGCCUUCAUUGUUGGUGGCCUGCUUUGGUAAGCGAUGUGCUAAAAAACAACAACUCGAAGAUGCAUUUCAAGCAGUCUUAGACGUCGAUUAUGCACAAGGAACAUUGACUAUAUGGUGUCACCCAAGCAUGUUGGUUGAUGCACAACGAGGAGUCGAAGAGCUGCUGCGUGUGGAACGAGAAAAGCUCGUUACUGAAGCAGAAGAAUACGAGAUCGUCGGUUCGACACGUGUGCUAUUAGGCACAGGUAGUCUUCCAUUGAUGAUGCUACUGGAAAAUGAAUACGUUAAAGUGAUUGUUCGUGGUCUGCCCACGAAUGUUACAGAACAGCAGCUUGAAGAAAAAUUCCGACGCUGUGGGAAAGUUCGCAGUAUCAACUUCGUGAGCAGAGGUGUCGAUGGUACUUCGGCCUUAGUGACCUACUAUGAAGGUGCUCAUGCUCGUGAUUCAGUUGUACGUCUAUCCGAAGAAACAUGGGACGGGCGACGCAUAACUGUCGGCCCAACCAAUGUACGUACAUCAGUUCAUACUAGUACACAAGGCUGCAAACUGAAAGUUCAAUGGUUCCUUACAGAAUCCGAAUGUAAUGGCAAAGUAAAUUUUAGUAAACGGGAAGCUGCUGAACAAGCUCUUAACAUAUUACAAAGAGUGUUUACUUGCCAAUGUCGACUGAAAGUGAAUACCUUUAAGCCAACGGUAAGAUGUUGUUGGCCAAUUGAGAAACACACUGGUAUGGCAAUCGUCGAGUUUGGCACCGAUGAAGAAGUACAGCAAGUACUUCAACAAAAGACGAUCGGGCAAAUGAGUAUCAACCCCAGCAAUAAAAAAAGCUCUUCCUUAUGUAUCAAACGUGUGGCACCAGAAUUCGAUGAGGAGGAUCUGAGAGAGCACUUUCCUAAUUGUACCAAAGUGAGUUUAAUUCGAGGUACCAAAGGUGUCCAAUUAGAAAAACCAGAUGGUGUAGAAGACGACAUUCGUCGUUUGUUUAACAAUUAUAAGUCAUUUCAGCGUGAGUCAGUUAUGGUAAGCGCAAAAUUGUUCUCUGGUCGCGUGGAAGCCUUUGUUCACUUUGCUGAUGAGAGUGAAGCGAAUUCAGCUAUUGCUGAAAUGGAUGGUCGUGCAAAUUUAAUUGGUGGUGGAAAAAUACGUAUGUCAUUGAUGAAAUCAGCAAAGACUACUAAAGGAACAAUACUUGGCGACGAAUACAUUGUUAAUAUGUCUAAGUUGCCACCCACAAUAAUUGAAGAAGAUCUUCUAAAAGAACUCCGGCAGUAUCCCCUUGCGGAUAGUAUAACUUACGUCGUUAUUUUUCGUAAGAAACUAGUCGAAGAAAGCAGUGAACAAAACAAUCACACGAAAAAACCAGCUUUGCAAACUGAUUUGAACAAAUUAAUGUCAUUGUUUAAUUCGCGUAAAGACUUUCGAUCAGAACCGGAAUUAAACAUUAAUCCAGCGACUGCCGAUGGCCGUGUGACUGCACAUGUUCUCUAUGACAACCCAGAUGAUGUCAUAAAAGCCAUGCAACUCUAUACAAAUCCGACCAAUCCAGAUCUGCUCAAAUUUGGUCAAUACAAACUACAUUUAGCUCCAUUGAACGAUCAUAUCAUUGUACUCAAUGCAUCUUUAGCUAAUGCGAUUGAACCUAAAAUUGAUUCGGCAUUAGAAACAAUCCGAAAUAUGUGUUUGUUAAAUACGACAGUACGAAAGAAGGAAACAGGAACGAAUGCUAAGAAAGCCACACGCAUUUACAUUCAAGGCACAGAUAACUUAGAGAUAGCAAAAGUACGGCAAAUUUUCUCCCGACUGGUGAAGGGACUCGAAUUUCGUUUUCACCAACCAUCAUGGGUAUGUUCGUACGCAAAAUAUAUUUUGCUAUAUUUUAUCACUCAUUCGUUUCUUAUGCACAGAUAUCAGUGAUCUUUGAUGACAAAGGAAAGAAAUUUCUCAAAUCUCUUCAAGAACGUACAAAAACUUACAUCUGGUGGAAUUGGUCAUCAACAUUUCUCCGUAUAUUUGGUGAAGAUAAUGCAUGCGAUGAAGCUUACAAAGAAAUAGAUACAUUUAUUCAAAAUGCUAUCCUCAACAUCAAUCAUUCUAUAUCAGUGCCUAUCUCACAGGGUAUUAGCAAUACUUUUACUAUUUACAGUAAAACCUGAUCUAGACUGAUUACCAGAUUAACUUUGACUUGAAGCCACAUAAACAAAGUUAACCGAUUUAUGCAUUUAUCUUGUAUGUGUUUAGGAUGUUUGCGACAAUGCCUGAAAAAAGCAAGUGAAUUCAAAAACCUUGGCAAUGAUGAAGUAUCGGUUGAAUUGAACAUAAUCAAGCGUGUCAUAUGUAUUAGGGGUGAGCAGACAGCAGCAAAUGAUUGUGAAAAUCGUGUGCGUGCUCUACUCGCGUCACUUCCGCAGAUACAAACGACAUGCAAAACGGCGAACAAUAAAAAUACCGAAUGUCCUCUAUGUAUGAGCGUGUGUGAAACACCUUAUGCUCUACAGCAGUGUGGACAUACAUACUGUCGAGCCUGUUUAUACGAUUUCUUUGUAUCACGCUGUGAUUCCACAAUCAGUCGAGAUGCAUUCAAAAUCUGUUGUCUUAUCGACGGUUGUAAUGCUUCCUGUUUAAUUCGUGACAUCAAGUCGGUGUUGGGCGCUAACAAAAUGGAACAAUUAGCAAAAGUCGCCUUUCAAAUCUAUCUCAAACAGCCUGGCAUUGACCUUGUUCAGUGUGUUGGUAAUGAUUGUCUACAGGUACGUUUUUUCGAAUAUUUAAGGCCACCUUCCCCCCUCAAAAAAAGUCAAUCUUCGUCAGAAGUUUCGAAAUUGAGAUAAAUGCAUGGAAAGAUAGCCCGUUAUCUGCUCUUUCAUAAACAAUAAAGGUUUUUCCUCAGUACCUCAAUUCUCUCAAAAAAUUUUUCACGAUUUCUGUCAUCCACUAUUCGAAAAAUAAGCGGUUUUUUGAAAAACAAAAAAGUUUUUCGUUUUUUCUCAGUUUAUGAUUUUUUGAUUUUGUUUUCAAGAUUUUUCGAUCCAGUAACUUUCAAUGUACAUAAAUUUUUUUUGUUUGAAAGAGCAUCAAAAACUGCAGGUGCUGCAAGGCUCCAUUUUUUGAAUGGCACAUUGUUAUUAUUAUAUUGAAAAGCACUUUAAUAAUUAGAGCGCCAUUUUUUAAGAGUUUUACGAGUGAAUGAACUUCUCAACCCUUUUCUCCGCUUGAUAGAUAAGAAUUUUUAAAAAAGGAUGCUCAUAGACCCUGCAUCCUGAGAUGCGCUUUAUUACAAAAAAGAUAUGUACAGGGGGUGGCAAAAUUAUAGACCCCCCUUGCAUAUACAGUCAAAAAUGUUUGUUUUAUUUCCAUGAUAAACGAUACUGAUCUGCUAAUGGUAUGCGUACAUAGAAGCACCCACGCACUACUCGGUCCCACCAUCUUUCCCUUUCGUCUCUUGUUAUUGAAUGAAAAACCUUGAGAAAACUGAAAAAUUACUGUAGCAUAAUUAUAGGCCCCACCUU
This is a messenger RNA of Rotaria sp. Silwood2, 5462 nucleotides long. Lineage: Eukaryota; Metazoa; Rotifera; Eurotatoria; Philodinida; Philodinidae. The record is from the annotation of a GenBank genome assembly.